UGCCAGUGCACAGCUGGCCUGGGACGACCGCACCGGCUUAAAGGGACACGCAUAGGACUGCUCCAUACUUCACCAUCUCUGGCCCCAAGACCGGAGAACUGCGUGCAGCAGGCAGGGCAGCAAGAGAGCAGGCAGGGCAGCAAGCGGUGAGGGCAGCUCCAUCUACCACGCCCAGACCUCUUGUCUGUACGGAUUCGGUCGUUUAGGUCUUGGCGGGCUUGUGCGAGGUGAGUGGGCAGCCUGAUGGAUGCCUACCAGGCCGCCUCCACGCUCAUCGUCAUAAUCGCGGCGACGGCCUGGAUCCUGCGGCCGCGCAAGCCACCACUACGAGACGCCGCCGAUGCAACGCAAUGGCGCAUUCUCGCGACCACACUGAACUGCGCCGAGCAGGGCUCGGUGCAGGCGCUGUUAGGGGAAGAACAAAAAAGCUCUCUGGAGAAGUGGCUGCCGCGCGGCGCGGACAUGUAUGCGGUGGCGGUCCAGGAGUGCGGCUGCUGGGCGGAGUUGAGGAGGACCGUCGAGGCCCACCUCGGCUCGACGUACGCGCUCGUUUCAUAUGAAAAGAUCGGCGAGAAGCGCGUGCGGGGCCGCAUCGCCGUGGCCGUCUUCGCUCGCAAGUGUGAUGUGGACGACGGUUUAGUGGAAGAAGUCAGCACGAAGAAGAUGCUCAUGGACGUCGGGUCGACCGGCAAGGGCGCGUCGACGAAGGGCGGCGUGUCCAUCGAGGUGCAGGUUGGAGGGCGCUCAUUAUGCUUCUUAGGGGCGCACCUCCCGGCGGACGCCGGAGGUCGCGCCCAGCACACGUUGCGGAACGCCUGCGCUGCAGCUCUCCUAGGUGGCGAUGAUUUCGUGAAGCUGCAGGAGCGGUGCCACGUCUUCUUCCUGGGGGACUUGAACUAUCGGGCCGUGCCUCAUGAUUUGACGCACGCUCGCGACAGUACAUUGAAGCGCGUCGCCUACGCGUCGUCGAAGCCGUCGAAGACCGCCUGGGCCGCCGCGACGCGCGACGACGAGUUGAUUAGAGACAGACGAAGCGGCCGCGCGCUCUGCGGCUUUCGAGAAGCUCCGAUCUAUUUCGCGCCGACUUUUAGAAGGGUGCCGGGCGUCGCGCUGCCCGGUCGGGAGGCCGACGCGGCGGCGCUGUGUGACGCGUAUACGCUGUUCAAGUCGAACGAAGGCGCCGCGACGGUCGAGGAGGCAUUACAACUCGCCCGGCGGAAGCGCUCGCCGCCGGCGCAGGCGGCGUCGGCCGCGGGCCUGCGAUAUCCGUCCUGGACGGAUCGGGUGCUCGUGGCGUCGCCGCCCGCCGACGACGCGGCGCUCGAGCUCUUAGCGUACGACGCUCCCGAGUUCCCGUUGCAGAGCGACCACCGGCCGGCGCGGCUGCGGUGCGCGCUUUUGAGGGAGCCGCCCGCGGAGACCUACGCCGGGGCGCUGCGGGUGACGCUCGAAGACUUGUGCUUCGAGCCGUCGAGCGACGACGACGCGGCGGAGCUCGACCGGCUCGUUUCUGGCCUCGUGCCCGACGCGCCGGCGCCGGCGCUUGAUACUGUUUCCGUCUCGCUCGGCGCCGCGACGGCGUCGGCGCCCUGGGCCGCGCGCGCCGUGUCGGUGGAGGCCGAGCGCGCGCCGCGCCACUGCGUCGUGGCGCUCGAACUUGGAGCCGCGCUCGUCGCGCUGCCGGCGCGGGACUGGAGCCGGCGCUUCCGGGAGCCGGUCGUGCGCUUCGGCCGGAGCCGCGGCGUGCUCUCGGGGCGUUUGCGCGUCGAGGCGUCUUUUUCUUCCGGUGUCUAA
Molecule: messenger RNA, 1794 nt
Organism: Pelagomonas calceolata
Lineage: Eukaryota; Pelagophyceae; Pelagomonadales; Pelagomonadaceae
Source: the annotation of a GenBank genome assembly